This is a messenger RNA of Tachysurus fulvidraco (yellow catfish), 1254 nucleotides long. Its product is annotated as putative C-type lectin domain family 20 member A. The record is from RefSeq and is a predicted model, not a curated record. Lineage: Eukaryota; Metazoa; Chordata; Actinopteri; Siluriformes; Bagridae. The transcript is spliced from 6 exons. Bases 1 to 1119 code for a protein of 372 amino acids.
AUGUGGCUCUUAAAUUUCCCCAAAAAAGAAAACUCUCAGAAACAGGAGCCAAAGGAAAUUCAAACCAGUUUAAUGCAUUGUUUUUUCAAGGAUUAUCAGAUUUCGAGGUCCAUUAUAAGAAACAUCAUGAAGCAGAAGUAUUUGCUGAUGUUUUUCACUUGUUUAGUCCCUGUUGCUUUCUCAAUCCUGCGAGACAUCUCUCACAAUUAUGAACUGAUCAUGACACCACAGUCAUGGCCAAAUGCACAGAAUUACUGCAGGACGAUGUACACUGACCUGGCAACAGUCAUUAGUGACACUGAUUGGCUAAGAUUGAAGAAAGAAGCAGCAAGUAAAGGUCUGACAUCGUCUGCCUGGAUUGGAGUGUAUGAUGAUAUCACUAGCUGGCGCUGGUCCCUAAACGACGUCCGACUGAAGGAUCUUACCUACACCAACUGGUACUCUGGGCAGCCUAAUAAUGCUUUGUCACUAGAAGCAUGUGUUAUGCUGUCUUCAUCUGCAAAAUGGUUUGAUACAUCAUGCUUAUUUCUUAGAGUCUUUAUAUGCUACAAUGCUAAUUUUACUGGUGCUAGCAAGUUCAUUGGCAUCAACACGUUAGUGACCUGGUAUGAAGCUCGGGCUUACUGUCGAACAUAUCACACAGACCUGGCCAGCUCUCUUAACAGCUCAGAUCAAAACAUGUUAGCACAGAUUAAGGCUGUCCAGGGAGACUCCUGGAUUGGCCUGUACAGAGAUACUUGGAAGUGGUCGGACGGCACCAACAAUUUAACCUUCGCUUGGGCUCCUGGAAAACCAAAUAAUGCUGCAAAAAUUAUGGGGUGCUGUGGGUCAGUAACUAACGGACUGUUAAGUGAUGAACCUUGCACAAACCUCCACUAUUUCUUCUGUCACACCAUUCCACCAGUGAGGAGUUACAUAAAACUGCAGGUGAAGUCUGAUGGCAGUUUGGAGGAUUCUGCUGUGCAGUCAUACAUUUUAGAACUGAUGAAGCAAAGACUUGAACAAAAGGGCAUGUUGGAGAACACCACAGUGACCUGGAGGUUGCAGCCAGAUGGAAACAUCUUUUACAAGAAAAAACAACCACUUGUUGCAUCUGAAUGCUCAGUGCUUGGUGUUUAAAAGAACUGUUAUUCUAAAUCUUCUAAUCCUAAAUAUAUCUUAUAUUUAUAUAUAUAUGAAUUUUUUACUAUAUUAAUUCUUUUUCUCCUUAUGUUUAACUUCUGUUCAAUGUUUAUGUUCUGUAAAGCUGCUUUG